UUUAUCAAGCUCCGUGAAGGGUUUUAGUUUGUUCCAUCGCUGUCAGAAAGGAAGCCGGAAACGGAAGUCAUUGAGCGACAACUUCCGAGAGAAGUCAUCAUGGCUUCCCGAGAAGAGGUGCUUGCCUUACGAGCUGCUGUAGCUCAGCGUGAGGAGGAGCUGAGUUCCCUGAAGCAGCAGCUGGCUGCGGCUCUUUCGGCGGAGCGAGAGCCAGAGCCAGAGCGUCGAGUUCCGGUGUCGCCGCUACCGCCGAAGGCCGCCUUGUCCCGAGACGAGAUCCUGCGCUAUAGCCGGCAGCUAGUGCUGCCAGAACUGGGCGUGCACGGCCAGCUCCGCCUCGCCGCCGCCUCUGUGCUCAUCGUGGGCUGCGGUGGGCUUGGAUGCCCGCUGGCGCAGUACUUGGCGGCAGCCGGCGUGGGCCGCCUUGGCCUUGUGGACUACGACGUCAUAGAAUUGAGCAACCUGGCCCGCCAGGUGCUCCAUGAGGAAGCCCUGGCUGGCCAGGCCAAGGCCUUCUCGGCCGCCGCCUCUCUGCGCCGCCUCAACUCGAAAGUAGAGUGUGUGCCCUACGCCCAGGCCUUGACCCCAGCCACGGCUUUAGACCUGGUCCGCCGCUAUGACGUGGUGGCCGACUGCUCUGACAACGUCCCCACUCGCUAUCUGGUUAAUGACGCCUGUGUGCUGGCCGGCCGGCCUCUCGUGUCGGCCAGCGCCCUGCGUUUCGAGGGUCAGAUUACAGUUUACCACUAUGACGGCGGGCCUUGCUAUCGCUGCAUAUUUCCCCAGCCACCCCCGGCGGAGACCGUGACCAAUUGCGCCGAUGGCGGGGUGCUCGGUGUCGUGACUGGGGUUCUGGGCUGCCUGCAGGCUCUGGAAGUGCUGAAGAUCGCUGCGGGCCUGGGUCCCUCUUACAGUGGAAGCCUGUUGCUCUUUGACGCGCUCAGUGGGUAUUUCCGCUCUAUUCAGCUGCGGAGGCGCAGGUCCGACUGUGCGGCUUGCGGAGAGCGGCCCACAGUGGCUGAUCUACAGGACUAUGAGGACUUCUGUGGCUCCUCAGCCACGGAUAAGUGCCGCUCCCUGCUGUUACUGAGCCCCGAGGAGCGCAUUUCUGUCACUGACUAUAAGCGACUUCUGGAUUCUGGGGCACCCCAUCUGUUGCUGGAUGUUAGACCUAAAGUGGAGGUGGACAUCUGUCGUUUGCCUCAUGCUUUACAUGUCCCUUUGAAACAUUUGGAACGGAAAGAUAGGGAAAGCCUAAAACUCUUAAGAGAAGCAAUCCAGGAAGGGAAUCGGGUCACACAGGAGAGCGCUGUCUGCAUUUAUGUGAUUUGCAAACUGGGAAAUGAUUCCCAAAAAGCCGUGAGGAUCCUGCAGUCUCUAACAGCAGCCCAAGAAUUAGAUUGUUUAACAGUUCGCGAUGUUGCAGGGGGCCUCAUGGCUUGGGCUGCCCAGGUCGAUCAGACAUUUCCACAGUACUGAGGUGCCUGGUACGGCCAGUGUGGAUUGCUAUAAUACCUCAAAUGUAUUUAUUUGCAUUUUUCUCAAAAUUGUAAAGAAGAGCUUGGGAUUCCCCAAUAACUGAGAAUACAUGGGAUCGUUUUUAUAUGGAACUUUUUGAUUGUAAUGUGUCAAGAGGACUUACUAACCAAUGGAUUAUAAUACAAUUCGAGAGAACCAUCUUGUGUUUUCACCACUUAUAGAGUGUCUUAGAAAUGUAAAAUGCAAUGUGAAAGGAUUUUAUGUUUUAACCUACACAUCACUUCUUUUUGGUUUUACUGAGACAGAUUCUCACUAUAUAGUUCAGGCUAGCCUUGAACUUGCUGUUGUAACCCAUUGUUGGUCUCCAACUCAGGCAAUGGUCCUUCCUCAACCUCCUGACUGCUGUAGUUACAGGCACGUGCCACCGUGCCUAACCUGUCUUCUUUAAUUUCCACUUUCUCCAAUCAAAACACUUUUUAAAUUGUCCAUUUUAUACGUGGAAUUAAGGUGCAGUAAAUUAGUCUUACUGAAUUGAUUACAGAUCAUGUGCCUAGGGUCACUUUAUCAUUUACUGAAGUAUUUGCAGGUUCUUAUUUCAAGUGUAAAUGAAAAUAUAUCCUACAGAAAUAAAUGUUUCAUAUAUAAAGUGUUUUGAUCACCUAGGAAGUGGUUAUUGAGUAUUGUGAACUUAUAUAAAUGUGGGAAAUCCUUACAAUUUAGCAAAAUAACAGAAACUGCUUUCGUAGUCUCUCAUUUCCCUCAUAAAAGUUGUCAAUACCAAAGUUCCAUCUUGUACAAAUACAUUUUCUAAACUGUAUAUUAUGCCAAGUGCAAGGUCCUAAAUUCGGUUUU
This is a messenger RNA of Octodon degus (degu), 2331 nucleotides long. It is a transcript of the gene Mocs3, whose product is annotated as molybdenum cofactor synthesis 3. Gene Ontology annotation, biological process: tRNA wobble position uridine thiolation; protein urmylation. Gene Ontology annotation, cellular component: cytosol; cytoplasm. NCBI's taxonomy places the organism in Eukaryota, Metazoa, Chordata, Mammalia, Rodentia, Octodontidae. The coding region runs from base 100 to 1479 and encodes 459 amino acids. The record is from RefSeq and is a predicted model, not a curated record. The transcript has a single exon. Gene Ontology annotation, molecular function: thiosulfate-cyanide sulfurtransferase activity; adenylyltransferase activity; URM1 activating enzyme activity.